This is a messenger RNA of Morus notabilis, 1589 nucleotides long. Its product is annotated as hydroquinone glucosyltransferase. The coding region runs from base 84 to 1544 and encodes 486 amino acids. The record is from RefSeq and is a predicted model, not a curated record. Gene Ontology annotation, molecular function: UDP-glycosyltransferase activity. Lineage: Eukaryota; Viridiplantae; Streptophyta; Magnoliopsida; Rosales; Moraceae. The transcript has a single exon.
UAUAUAUAUAUAUAUCUCUUUAUGUACGUGUGUAAUCAAAGCCCCAUUAGCCAAAUUUUUCUCAGAAUUACAGAUCGCCGAUAAUGAAGCAAACACCACCCCACAUAGCAAUUCUUCCAGGCCCGGGCAUUAGCCAUCUAAUCCCGUUCGUAGAGUUAGCCAGACGUCUCGUCGUUCAUCACGAACUCCAUGUCACCUGCAUCAUUCCCUGUACACCAGAUGAUCAUCCUCCAUCAGACGCCACAAAAGCCGUCCUUGAAUCCCUUCCCAAACGCAACGCCCACACCAUAUUUCUCCCUCCGGUCAACUUCGACGACCUUCCGAAUGACACCAACCCAUCACGUAAGAACACCCUCACCAUGACUCGCUCUCUGCCCUCUAUUCACCACGUGCUGAAAUCGCUGGCUUCGAGUGCGAGUACUACUGCUCUCUUUGUGGAUCCAUUUGGUUUAGACGCUUUGGAUAUUGCCAAGGAACUUGAUAUUUCCUUUUAUCUUUUCUUUCCUACAAAUGCUAUGUCUUUGUCUUUGGUCCUUCACUUGCCGAAGCUGGACGAGAUAGCGGCUUCAUAUGAUUUCAUGAGAGACUUACCCGAGCCGGUGAAAUUACCAGGGUGCCCUCCUUUACGUGGUGGAGAUCUCUUCGCCUCGAUUCAAGACCGGAGAACCGACACGUACAAAGAGAGGGUGCAGUUCGCAAAACGGAUUGUUUCGGCUGGGGGUAUUGAUGGGAUUAUCUUUAAUAGCUUCAUGGAUAUUGAACCCGACGCCAUAAGAGCCUUACAAGAGCGAAGGAUCGGUGGAUCUGUAAUGCCUAUUUAUCCGGUGGGACCCAUCGUACAAACCGGUUCAAUCGGUCAAAUCAACAAGGACUCAGAGUGUUUGACCUGGUUGGACAAUCAACCACGUGGCUCAGUUCUAUACGUUUCUUUCGGGAGUGGUGGGACGCUCUCGUACGAUCAAGUGACAGAGUUGGCAUUUGGGCUGGAGAUGAGUGGGCAAAGGUUCAUUUGGGUCGUUAAGAGGCCCAACAACAAAUUCCCUAAUGCCGCGUAUCUCAGUCACCGGCCACAAGGUCCAUUUAAGCCUUUGGAUUUCUUGCCUCACGGGUUUGUGGAAAGGACGAAGGGCCGAGGCCUCGUCGUGGACUUUUGGGCCCCACAGGCUCGGGUGUUAGGCCAUAGCUCGACCGGCGGGUUUUUAAGCCACUGUGGUUGGAGCUCAACACUAGAGAGUUUUCUUUAUGGCGUACCGCUCAUUGCUUGGCCACUCUUCGCGGAGCAAAAAUUGAAUGCAGUGUUGCUUGUUGAAAGGCUUAAAGUGGCAUUGAGACCAAAAGCUGAUGAAGAUGGCCUUAUUCGACGAAAGGAAAUUGCCUGUGUUGUUAAGGCUCUGAUGGAGGGUACUGGUGAAGAGGGUAGAAUUGUAAGAGAGCGUACGAAGGCGCUCAAGGAUUCGACUUCCAAGGCACUAGACAAAGAUGGAUCGUCCGCAAGGGCACUAUCCGAGUUAGCAUCCACGUUGAAAACUACGGCAAGCAAUUAAAGGGUUGUUCUUUUAGAGUGUAACUUGAGUGUAAUAUUUGAGUUG